Oppiella nova is the source of this 546-nucleotide messenger RNA. The record is from the annotation of a GenBank genome assembly. Lineage: Eukaryota; Metazoa; Arthropoda; Arachnida; Sarcoptiformes; Oppiidae.
AUGGAUCAAAUGAAGACUAAACCAAAGGGUCGUUCGGCUAAGAAAUCAGUGAAAAGUAAAGGCAAUGAAAACCGAAAACCAAAAAACGACCGAAAGAUAGAGAAGGAUAAGAAACAGAAGUACUCGACGUAUAGCUCGCAGACUGUUCUUAAAGACAUGAAGAACUCUGCCAUCAGUGGUAUCAAUAGUUUUCGCACCACUUUUGGUACCAUAUCUAACAAACUGAAGCUAUCGUCCAAUUCAUUGCACGACAAUUCAAAAGAGGCUCAAAAUUAUAAGCAGUUUAAUGGGAGCCGGACUCCAGUACUGCUGUAUUCGCCUUUCGGUAUCGAAACUCCCAGCCCUCGGGUGGACCGCAAACACCUUAAGAGGAGUUGUUGUCGACAAAUGUUCUUCAGUCCGACGCAGAAGAUUAAAGAGGAUGUCUUAUACCUUAACAAUGGUAUCAAAGAAUUGAAUCUAUUAUCGGAAGGCAUAGAGAAUCGCUUCUCUCCGUCCAAUUCCAGCACUUCAGUCAUCUUUGACUCCAAUCAGAGUCUCAUCUAA